Messenger RNA from Amoebophrya sp. A120, 1201 nucleotides. Lineage: Eukaryota; Dinophyceae; Syndiniales; Amoebophryaceae. The record is from the annotation of a GenBank genome assembly.
AGUGACACUAAAUAAGUAUGCCCCCUUGGAACAAACAACCCACUGAGACUGCCUAACAGACAAAUGCACCGAUUGGAGUACCCAUUUCACGUGCAUAUUUCCCUGGUAGGCAGAAGCAUCGAAUGUAAUUCUGGCUGCUCGGUCUAGAUGAUAGGGCAAUAGCCCACAAAAAAAGGCAGGUUAAAGAGAGAGAGACACACCCAUCGUCUUCGUGUUAUCGCAGGGGCACUGGCGACACUUCUGGAUCUGGGUCGGUGACUAAAUGGAUGAUGUAAGAGUCUACUACGGAUACCUUCUAUUUUGGGUGGGACAUCACAAUCGCGAUACUCGUGGGUUUUCGACUUCGCAAGGGUAUUUUUUUAUCGCGCAGGGUGGGUUGCGCUUUUCUUUUCUCUCGCAUUACCGAAUGAUCUCACGUAGUUGCAUUGCUUACAAUCGACGUCUCAACUGCGAUUUAGAGUGUACUAGCCAGUGCAGUGGCUUUGUGAGUCUGCUUACGUUAUUGUGAUUUGAUCAUACGAACUUUAAGUUUCCACCACGAGAAAGGAUGGCACACGGGCGGCGCAUGUUGAUACUCUCCAAAUUCUGACGCCGCGGUAAUAGGCAGCGCCAGACUUCAAUUCGCUACGACCGCCGUCGCGCAGCUGCUCUCGAGCACAUCUAGAUGCCUCGGUUUGCUGAUAUUUGUUACCGUCUUCGAUCGGAUCUUUUUCCAGCUUCGUGCGGGUCCGCGUAAAUUAUCUUGCGGUAUCGCGCUGUGGAGGUUCGCCGAUGCCGUUGUAUCAGCGAUGUCGCGCAACAGCGGCGGCCGGCCCCCCAAGUUCUGGUAUCUAAGAAGAUAUGGUGCUUUCUUCAACCACGUUGGCGCUCCGAGUUCAAGAUAUGUUGGUUUCCUCGUGCAGGGAAGUGGACCCGCUUCAACUUCGCAGAACCCUGACAACGAUAGUAUUGGUCGCGGGACCACUUGCUGCUGAGCUCCGUCUUGAAACGUGCUUUAGCCGGAAGAAAUCGAUUCUGGGAUCACAAUUUCGGAUCCAGGACGUAUUGUACGCCGUCCUACGCCGUCCUUGGUGGAAUUGUCGUCACGGGCAUAUCGGAUUCCGCAGGUGCUGUACGCCGCCGUUGAUAAUUCUCCGCUUACUCGCCUUCAUCUUCCGACUCCUUCGUCUUAACACCUGGAAUUGCGCGCUUUUGCUAAGGG